AUGGCCGAGAGGAAGAUGUCGUCGAGUCGCAGGAACCACCUGAAGAGCCUGCUGCUGCAGGUGGGCCAGGCCCUGCUGGAGCAGGAGGCACAGGAGGCCGAGGAGGAGAAGAGGAGGUACAUGGAGGAGAACUGCCCCGCCCUCUCAGUCCCCACCUCCAUGCAGGAGCUGCAGGAGCUGUGCAGGAAACUCCACAAGGAGAUCGACCUGGUGGACGAGGAGCGCUACGACACCGACAUCAAGGUGUCCAAGUCCAGCAAGGAGAUCGAGGAGCUGCGGACCAAAGUCCAGGACCUGAAGGGGAAGUUCAAGAAGCCGGCGCUGAAGAAGGUCCGCAUGUCGGCCGACGCCAUGCUGGCCGCCCUGCUGGGCUCCAAGCACAAAGUGUCCAUGGACCUGAGGGCCAACCUGAAGCAGGUGAAGAAGGAGCUCCGGGAGGAGGAGAAGCAGACGGCCGACUGGAGGAAGAACAUCGAGGACAAGGCCGGCAUGGACGGCAGGAAGAAGAUGUUUGAGACAGACGCCUGAACGCACCGCCGCUGCCCCUCGUCCUGUUUUCUACUGCG
This is a messenger RNA of Myripristis murdjan (pinecone soldierfish), 566 nucleotides long. Its product is annotated as troponin I, fast skeletal muscle-like. Bases 1 to 528 code for a protein of 175 amino acids. The transcript is spliced from 6 exons. The record is from RefSeq and is a predicted model, not a curated record. NCBI's taxonomy places the organism in Eukaryota, Metazoa, Chordata, Actinopteri, Holocentriformes, Holocentridae. Gene Ontology annotation, cellular component: troponin complex. Gene Ontology annotation, biological process: cardiac muscle contraction; skeletal muscle contraction.